AUGAAGUCGAAUACGGCGUCGUCCUUUCGCUGGGCGGCGCUAUUGCUGCUACUAGGCACACUUACCUGCUUUUUCCAGUCAGCUAUUGCCGUGAAAGACAAGGACUUCAAGAAAUGCGACCAAUCCGGCUUCUGCAAACGAAAUCGCGCCUACGCCGACAACGCUGUUGCCCAAGGUUCAAACUGGAAAGCCCCAUAUGAGAUCUCAGCCGAUUCGGCAGUUUUUGAGGAUGGAAAAUUACAGGCCGUGGUUGUCAAGACCAUCAACAGCCAUGGAGAGACCGUCCGCCUGCCCCUUACAAUUUCAUUCCUCAAGUCUGGUGCCGCCCGAGUCACAAUGGACGAAGAGAAGCGACGCAACAAAGAUGUGGUUUUGCGAGACGAUAGUCCUGUCCGAAAGGAAAGAUACAACGAGGCGGACGAUUGGGUUCUUGUUGGUGGUUUGGACCUUGACAAGGAGGCGCAACUUGCAUUCCAAGAUAAGUCUCAGAUCAAUAUCAAGUAUGGACCCGAGGCCAAGCAGGAAGCCAUCAUCAAGUUUUCGCCUUUCGAAAUCGACUUCCGACGCGAUGGCAACUCGCACGUCAAGUUUAACGACCGCGGUUUGCUCAAUAUGGAGCACUGGAGGCCCAAGAUUGAGAACAAGGAAGGUGAGGAAGCUGCUGAAGAUGAGAGUACAUGGUGGGACGAAUCUUUCGGUGGAAAUACCGACACUAAACCCCGAGGGCCCGAAAGUGUUGCUUUGGACAUCACUUUCCACGGGUAUGAGCAUGUGUUUGGCAUUCCGGAACACACUGGUCCUCUAUCCCUGAAGCAGACGCGUGGCGGAGACGGCAACUACGAUGAGCCUUAUCGUAUGUACAACGCCGACGUUUUCGAGUACAUUCUCGACAGCCCAAUGACGCUUUACGGCUCCAUUCCCUUCAUGCAGGCGCAUCGCAAAGGUUCAUCAGUUGGCGUUUUCUGGUUCAACGUCGCCGAGACUUGGGUCGAUAUUACUAAGGCCAAGAACCAAAUGAAUCCGUUAAGCCUUGGAGUUGGUGGUAAGACUAGCACUCAUACCCAUUGGAUCUCUGAGUCUGGUCUUCUGGAUGUCUUUGUUCUUCUUGGUCCUAGCCCCCAGGACCUCACCAAGACUUAUGGCGAGUUGACUGGCUACACCGCUAUGCCUCAAGAAUUCGCAAUUGCCUACCACCAAUGCCGAUGGAACUACAUCUCCAGCGAUGAUGUUCGAAAUGUUGAUCGCAACAUGGACAAGCACAAGAUUCCAUACGACGUCAUCUGGCUCGACCUCGAGUACACAGAUGAUCGCAAGUAUUUCACCUGGGAACCUCACUCGUUCCCCGAUCCCAUUGACAUGGGUGAGCACCUCGACGCUCACGGUCGUCAACUAGUUGUUUUACUUGACCCUCAUAUCAAGAAAACCGACAACUAUGCUGCUUCCGAAGAGUUGGUCGCUCAAGACCUUGGUGUUCAUGACAAGGAGCAGAAGCUCUAUGAAGGAUGGUGCUGGCCUGGAGCGUCCAACUGGAUCGACUGCUUCAACCCUAAGGCUAUCGAAUGGUGGAAGACUAUGCUCAAGUUUGACAAGUUCAAGGGAACCAUGUCCAACACUUGGAUGUGGAACGAUAUGAGCGAGCCCUCAGUCUUCAAUGGGCCCGAGGUGACUAUGCCCAAGGACAACAUUCACCAUGGAGGAUGGGAGCACCGUGAUGUCCACAACCUGAACGGCUUGACCUUCCAGAAUGCAACGUUCCAGGCUCUCCUUCACCGCGAGAAGGGCGAGCUUCGACGACCAUUCAUCCUGACCCGAGCCUUCUACGCCGGAUCGCAAAAGCUUGGUGCUAUGUGGACCGGAGAUAACCAGGCCGAUUGGGGACACUUGGCUACAUCUAUUCCCAUGACCAUCAACCAAGGAAUUUCGGGCUUCCCCUUCGCUGGUGCUGACGUCGGAGGCUUCUUUGGUAACCCCGAGAAGGAUCUUCUCGUCCGCUGGUAUCAGACUGGUAUCUGGUAUCCCUUUUUCCGAGCUCAUGCCCACAUUGAUGCUCGCCGUCGCGAGCCUUACCUCCUAGGCGAGCAUUACACGCCGAUUACAACCGCCGCCAUCCGACUCCGAUACUCGCUUCUCCCUGCUUGGUAUACUGCAUUCUACAAUGCUGCCCAGGACGGAAGCCCCAUUAUUCGACCUAUGUUCUGGACCCAUCCCUCAGAGGAGGCUGGUUUUGCUCUUGAAGAUCAGUUCUUCGUCGGCUCAACCGGCCUCUUGGUGAAGCCAGUCACAGAGCAGAACAAGGAGUCCGUCGAUGUCUGGAUUCCCGAUGACGAGGUCUACUAUGAUUACUUUACCUACGAUGUUCAAAAGACCAGCAAGGGCAAGUAUCUUACAGUGAGCGCGCCCCUUGACAAGAUCCCUGUUCUAUUGCGAGGUGGCCAUAUCAUUCCUCGACGAGAUAUUCCCCGACGAUCAAGCGCUCUGAUGCGAUUCGACGACUACACACUUGUUGUCUCAGCCUCGAAGGCUGGCGCCGCUGAGGGUGAGCUCUAUGUGGAUGAUGGCGACUCGUUUGAUUACGAGCAAGGUCAAUACAUUCACCGCAAGUUCACGCUUAGUGGAAACACCCUGACCUCUACUGAGGCCGAGGGACGUGACACCAAGUCUAUUAAGUCCGGCCCUUGGCUGAAGGCCAUGGAGAAGGUGCACGUUGACAAGAUCAUCAUUGUCGGUGCGCCCAAGACCUGGGACCAGAAGGAGGUGCAGGUCGAGUCUGAGGGACGAACAUGGACUGCCAAGGUUCAAUAUCACGCAGCCAAGGGCAGCCGCGCAGCCUUUGCGGUUGUUGGCCGAGUUGGAGCCAAAAUUGGCGUGGAUUGGAGCGUCAAGCUUGCUUAA
Fusarium tjaetaba is the source of this 2892-nucleotide messenger RNA. RefSeq names its product alpha 1 3-glucosidase. Gene Ontology annotation, molecular function: alpha-glucosidase activity; carbohydrate binding. Bases 1 to 2892 code for a protein of 963 amino acids. The record is from RefSeq and is a predicted model, not a curated record. Gene Ontology annotation, cellular component: glucosidase II complex. Gene Ontology annotation, biological process: carbohydrate metabolic process; N-glycan processing. Lineage: Eukaryota; Fungi; Ascomycota; Sordariomycetes; Hypocreales; Nectriaceae. The transcript has 2 exons.